Helobdella robusta is the source of this 726-nucleotide messenger RNA. RefSeq lists its product as hypothetical. Lineage: Eukaryota; Metazoa; Annelida; Clitellata; Rhynchobdellida; Glossiphoniidae. The record is from RefSeq and is a predicted model, not a curated record. The transcript has 4 exons. The coding region runs from base 1 to 726 and encodes 241 amino acids.
AUGGCGAGGUUGCUUUCUUCGCCGUGCACUUCGUUGCUCUUAUUAAUUAUUGCGAGUGUUUCAGUCAUCGAUGUUGCUGGAGAUGAAGACUGUCAAAAUCCACCCGUCGACGGUUUCUGCGAAUAUGUAUCACACAUUUAUAUGAGAAUGGAACUUAAAGACUACCCUGGUUGCGGAAUCGAGAGGGAUUUAGAUAAGUACAUGGUUGUGAUGGUCGAUCUGGACGCUCCAAAUCCUAAGAAUCCCACUGAUCGCUCUUGGCUGCAUUGGGUAAAAAAGACAACGGGUGCUGAUUUGGUAAAAGGAGUAACUAGUGAUGGCAAAAAUGACCUAGUGGAAUUUAUUCCACCAUACCCAUAUGGACCAGAACCCCACAGAUAUCAGGUUUAUAUUAUCCGUGAACCAUUCGACCAAAAUUUCCAGUUAAUUGACAAGGAAAGACCACGUUGGAAUGUGUCAAAAUUUGGGGAUGAUGAACUUAUGUGCGCUUAUUUAUUUGCCGGCUACGAGUUCUUAACUCGUAACCCGAAUAAAGACGAAGUCCCAACUAAGAAACCAGAUGCCCCCUCGACAAAACAAAUUGAAACAAUAUCAGAACCUCCUGAAACUCAGCCACACACUAAAUCAAAGAAUAAAGAACCAAGUGACGUUGCAACUUGUUCGGCUUCCUUGCUCAUCAUCUUCUCGUCUGCUUUCAACAUGCUGAUGAUUUUCAAAAUUUACUGA